Aplysia californica (California sea hare) is the source of this 880-nucleotide messenger RNA. Its product is annotated as polycomb protein EED. Lineage: Eukaryota; Metazoa; Mollusca; Gastropoda; Aplysiida; Aplysiidae. Gene Ontology annotation, cellular component: ESC/E(Z) complex. The record is from RefSeq and is a predicted model, not a curated record. Gene Ontology annotation, molecular function: nucleosome binding; protein binding. Gene Ontology annotation, biological process: negative regulation of transcription by RNA polymerase II.
GAAUGAAAUAAAAGUACGCAUAAACAUUACACCAAAAAAAUGGAUAACGUCGAAGAGGCCACGCUAUCUUUGUCUAAGCGGCAACGUUUGAUUAUGCUUGCAGACGUCUCAGGAGAUGAGAUGGACGACGUUUCAAGUACAGCCAGCACAAAGGAGGAAGAGUCGUCCCGAAGCGACACACCGACGUUGACGGGGAGAGGCCGGGCUGCCAUGAAGCUGAAAAGACAGUUGAAGAAGUGCCGCCUUCAGUUUAAAUGCACCAAUUAUCUGAAGGAGGACCACGGCCAGCCAUUGUUUGGUAUUCAAAUCAAUCAAAGCAUGAAGGAGACUGAGCCAGUGCUGUUUGCCACUGUUGGACACAAUCGGGUCACAGUUUACGAGUGUCACGACGGAGGCAAAGUGAAGCUUCUACAGUCGUAUGCAGAUCCAUGUACGGAGGAAAACUUUUACUGCUGUGCCUGGAGCUUCGACGACACGACCGGUCAGCCCAUCCUGGCCGUCGGGGGAGUGCGGGGGAUCAUCCGCAUCAUCAGCCCGACCAUGGGUCAAUGCAUCAAGCAAUUUGUUGGCCAUGGUAAUGCUGUGAAUGAACUCAAGUUCAAGCCAAAAGAUAACAACAUUCUGCUGUCUGUUAGUAAAGGAUUUCAAUCUGAGCGGGACCAAGAUUGUGUCUUGUGGGAUGGACCACUCGUUGAAAAUCUGGAACCUGGAGAAAGAAGAAAUCAAGAAAGCCUUGGCAGAAUCUCAUGUGAAUAAUGCCGCUAAGACAGACUGCCCUUUUCCGACUGAGUCGUGCAACUUCCCAGACUUUUCCACACGCGACAUCCACCGCAACUACGUGGACUGCGUGCGCUGGCUGGGGAAUCUGGUUCUGUCCAAG